This is a messenger RNA of Triplophysa rosa, 3098 nucleotides long. RefSeq names its product consortin-like. Gene Ontology annotation, molecular function: connexin binding. Gene Ontology annotation, biological process: positive regulation of Golgi to plasma membrane protein transport. Bases 473 to 1396 code for a protein of 307 amino acids. The record is from RefSeq and is a predicted model, not a curated record. The transcript is spliced from 4 exons. Gene Ontology annotation, cellular component: transport vesicle; trans-Golgi network; plasma membrane. Lineage: Eukaryota; Metazoa; Chordata; Actinopteri; Cypriniformes; Nemacheilidae.
CGCUCGAAGGCUGCAUGGCGCAUGCAUUGGGGGGCACAACCUGGAUGUGCAUGCGUUGUGGUGGUCUUGUGAACUAUCCCUUUAACUUGUUUACACUGAGGUUAAUAAAAGAAUUAAGUAUUUUUGAGGAGGAGAAAUUGCGAUCUUGUGUCUGCUAUUUAAAUAUGGGCCGGUCCUAUCUUCCAUACUAAUAAAAACCUCACCUGACAUGACAUCUGUGAAGUGAUGAUAUCACGGCCAGACUGUAUCCGGCACAGAACCGCUUGUGGCAUGUGUGUCUUUCUCUGAGCUGUCAUCACUCAGGUCCUGUAUCUGAACAGUGCUCUGUCUGCGUUUUUGACCACAGAGGGAGUGAAGAACAGAGUCAACACUCGAGGAGUCCUGCAUUAUUGAGCGACAGGACACCAGGGCGGGAGGGCUGUGAUGUAUCGAUAGUGAUUGAUCGGCUGCCAUUGAUCCGUUGUGGACGGUUAUGGAAGAGCACAAUACAUCUGAGAUACUCGCCCAACAGGAAGUCAUCCAGCCUGACCAUCGUAGCAGCACUGCCCCACAAUCCCAGCAGAGUGAGCAUGACCCCUCCUUAGCCCCACCCCCUUCCUCCUCCUCCUCAGCAGCGACGGACAGCUCCUCCUCUCCAGCCUGUGAGGAGGCAAGAUCAAAAGAGCAGAGCAGAAGUGUGGAGGCUUCUCACAAGGAUGCAACAACACAGCCCGAGCAUCCCCCGUGUGAGUCGCUUAUGGAUGCUGCUCAGCCAGGCAACGUCGAGGUCCAGCAGCCUCAAACGGACACCGGAGCCAUGCCGGAGCAGACGGGAGACACUGUGGACACGGGUCAGGGAAUAGUGGAGACUCCGGGUAUGCAGGACGGUGGAGGAGAGAGAGAGGAGGUGGAGACUCUGAAGCUGGAGGAGACGGGAGAUAAUCAGGAAGUUCCUGAAAAUACUCCAGAGUUUGAUUCGGAGGAAGAUGGACACGGGGUGGAGUCGCUGGAUGUUACGAACGUGUCCACGCUGGACGACAUUGCCAAGCGCAUACAGGUAGAAGAGAUCACACCAGCCGCAGGUCUUGUGUCUAUCUUAAAAAGAAGGGCCUCACUAGAAGGAGCCAACAGUUCUGCCGCCGCUGCUCCUAAACCCGUCUCCAAGCGCAAGGUCCGUUUCCGUGAGCCCUACGAAGGCCUGGACCACGAUGAGGUAGGCGGAGACUCUUGGCUGCUCCUCCUCUUGUUGUGUUUGGCUACCGUGGUGAUCAGCGUGGGCGGGACUGCGCUCUACUGCACCUUCGGAGACGCCCAAUCCAGCGUGUGCACAGACUUUUCCCAUAACAUGGACUUUUACAUCGGCCGGGUGCAGAGAGGGGUGGAUGAGCUCAAACACUGGCUGUCCCCGAGCUCAUAGCGGGACAACGAAGGACAAAAUGACUCUAGGGUUGUUAAAGAGUCCUUUUUUUAUUUCAUCGUUAGACUCUAUGAUCUCUUAAUAAUUGAGUGGCAUGUAUGAACGUGUUAAGCUGACAACACCUUCAGCACAACAGACUUCAUGGUGAGACCUAAACAAUUGUUAUGUGUAGGAUUCAGGUCUUUCUGUCACUGAAUACGCCCUAUGAACCCUGAGCCCGCCUUUCAGGUUUGAAAAGGGGACGACCGGCCUCCAAAAGACCUGAGAAAACCUCUUGGCCAGUGUUUUUUCUCGAGUAGCUCCCUGUUUACUGCCGUCCACUGAACCUCAUACAGAGAGACUUCGUUUUUAAAGCAAUCUUUAUAUUUGAUUGACAGGAUUUUCAUUCAUUCAGUGAUUGACCAUCAUGGCACUAAAGACGAUGAUGGACGUAACCAUCUGUAGCCUGGACGUAGCAUUCUCCUGUGGUCGGCCUGGAUGGACUUAUGGAAAAUAUUUCUAGGGACAGGAAAGCAAUACAUGAGAGUUCAAUCUUUUUAGAUGCACUCGGCAAGAACAUCCCUGGAAGACAAAUCUUGGUUCAAAAAUGUUAUAGAGAUAUAUUUCAAAUAGAUUCAGCUGUAUUUUGGGCUUGUUAAAAUAGCUGAUACAGCCACUGAAAACAUGAAGAGACCACUCCAAAAUUAUUUUCAGUUUUUCUUCAUUUACUAUUUCCAGGUAUGCGUUUAGGUAAAGUGAUCAUUUUUGUUUUCUUCUGUAAAGUAGUUUCUCCCAAAUUUCUCCCAAAUUCCAAAUGAAAAGGUUGUUUUCUUAUCCUAAAAUAUCCAUUUUACCUUUAAAAAUGACCAGGAUUUGUUUAUCCAUACGCUAAACCACGUUCUCCAAUAUAUGAUGCCUUGCUGACUGUAUCUAGAGGAAAGUCUUAAAGAAGAGCUCGGUACUAGCACGAGAAUGUUGUGGUUUUAUCAUUUUCUCAGGCAUGGUCUUACUGAUCUUAACAGUUAUUGCAAUCAUGAUGUUAAAAAAUACUUUGCUUUUAUGUUAUUAUAACUUUACAUCUUGUGUUAAAUAAAUGUGUUUUAAGUCAGAUUAAGAGUUUGCUAUUCUCAUAAACGCACCCUGUGUUUGUUCUACCCAAUGUGUUUCUCAGAGAACAUCUGUUAUGUUUCUUUUCAAAGCACAGACCUGCUCUGAUAACGUCAACAUGUGCAAGAAAUUUAACGUGCGCAUUUUAGCACAGUCAUGUGCUGUGGUCACGUUCAAAAGUACAAGAACUGUAAAACAUUAUUUUGGGUUCUCUGUUUUUAUUUGUAUGUUAUCUGGCUGGUUCAGAUGACCGAUGAAUGUCUUAUUGUGUGAGUUGUCAGUAUUUAUUUAAUGCAGAACAGAAAGUCUUUUAGAAUCACAAUGUCCGGCUGCAUGCACUCUCUACUGUCUGUACAGAGACUAUUUGAAAUUUUGUUUUUCAUCAUUUUAAUUUUGUGUAUAUAUCAUGUGAAGAUUUCUGUAUUUCCUUAAUGUCUUAAUUGGUUCAGAUUUGUUUAGUUAUUGGCUUGGGAGAAAAUGUUAAAGGUAAAUGCAAUGAGAUGUCUUUGACCAAACAUACAUGGCAAAUAAAUUUUAAUGUUGGGACUAAGUUGUCUCAUUCCAAUGUAUUUUAUGGUUUAAUUGUAACAUAUAUACUGUUUAACCUAUAUAUAUU